GUCAAUAUAAAUGUCAAAGUGCUAGUCGAAGAUUGUGUGGAAGAUUCUUACUUUAUGUAAAUAAAAUAGUCUUACUUUAUAUUAUUAGCGUUAUGAUAAAUUUGGUGUAUAUUAUAAAAAUUAAAAUCUCGAAUUGAUAGAAAUUUACGUUGAAUCGCCGGACGUUUCUGAUAUAAUGAAUUAACUUUUAUGUUAUUAUACCAGUAAAACCGUAACAUCAUGAGUUCUUCCGAAAACGAAACUGGUAUCAUACAGUAUGUUCCCUUCAUGUCUUUUGUUCACCCUUCAUUCUGGCAUACUCUUACUGAACAGAAGCUCGAUGUUGACAAGUUGAAUGAAAGCUCUAAACAAAUCUAUGGACGCUUCACAUAUCGAAAUGAUUUAGGAUCUUUAUUCGAAGUAGAUGGGACUUCUUUUAAUAGGUAACAAGUUUCAAUAACAAACACAUUAAAACUAUUAUAAACUUCAUGCCUUAUAAUCAUAAUAUUUUAUGUAAAACUUCCAGCACUCCAGAAGACGAAAUGUUUUACCAAAAUCUGACUGGCAGGUUGUUAAAUAAAAAUACUAUUGAAGACUUCAAGAACAUCGAUAAAGCGUCUUUGCUUAAUACUGUUGGAGAAGCAUUAUGGAAAGACCUGAAAUCAGGAUCAUGGAUUACAAACCCUUCAUGUUUGUUAAAUUUUAUUGUGCUCUCUUUUGCUGACCUUAAAAAAUUCCACUACUAUUACUGGUUUGCCUUUCCAGCACCCAGUCAACCCACAAUAUAUCUAUGUGAAAAGAGUAAAAGCAUUUCCAAUCAUUUUAAUAAAGAACAACUUGUCAAACUUGCACAAGGUUUUAAAUCACUUGAUAUUCAACAAAGAUGUUUUUUUGUUGUUAGAAAAAACAGUAUUGAUACUGGUAUAUGUGUUGAUAUAUUAUCUAAAGUUUUACAAAGAAAAGAUAUGUCUCAGUGGGAAUUAGAUUUGGACAUCACUAAUACAUAUUUUGCAUUUCUUGACUCAAGUAAUGGUAAUAAUCCUGGUUGGUCACUUCGUCUAUUUUUAGCUGUUUUGUUUGAUUUUUAUCCAAAUUUACAUAAGAAUAAUUUACAAAUAAUUGGGUUGCGGUGCAGUGUUAAUGGUGGUAUUGAAAAUAGUCUUAUUUUCACAACAAAAUCUUCACAGAGUCUCCAAACAGUAGAUAGUGCAGGAUGGGUAGGUUGGGAAAGAAAUGAUAAAGGCAACUUUGGUCCAAAGCUGGCAAACAUGUCUGCAUCCAUGGAUCCCAUAAAAUUAGCAGCUACGGCUUCAGAUCUAAACAUAAAAUUAAUGAAAUGGCGUUUGGUUCCUGACAUAAAUGUAGACGUAAUGAAGGCAACAAAAUGUCUUUUACUUGGAGCUGGUACUCUGGGAUGUCAUGUUGCACGGAAUUUAUUGGCAUGGGGUUUCCGACACAUCACUUUUAUUGAUAACGGUAAAGUAUCAUACUCAAAUCCAACACGGCAAGUUCUCUUCAAUUAUCAGGACUCCCUCGGCGGUGGAAGGAAAAAAGCCGAAGCUGCUGCUGACAAUCUUAAACUAAUACUGCCAACUGUAAAUAGCCAAGGCAUUGUGGCACACAUUCCCAUGCCUGGUCACCCUGUAGGCGAAUCGUUGAAAGAUGAGACAAUAAAAAAUAUAAAACUUAUCACGGAUUCUAUCAAAGAGCACGACGUUGUAUUUCUACUGCUAGAUACAAGAGAAGCGAGGUGGUUGCCGACAUUGAUCGCAUCUUAUUAUGGAAAGAUAACCAUAAAUGCAGCUCUGGGUUUCGACAGUUAUUUAGUGAUGCGACACGGUAUUAGCAAUUCCACUGUGAUUGGUGAAACUUCGCACGAGAAUGUUUUUAUAUCCGGGGAACAACUAGGCUGCUAUUUCUGCAACGACGUCACUGCUCCAGGCAAUUCUUCGAAGGACCGAACUUUAGACCAACAGUGCACGGUGACAAGGCCUGGCGCCUCAGCCGUGGCUGGUGCACUCGCUGUUGAACUAUUGGUUGCCAUGCUACAACAUCCAAAGGCGGUUGAUGCUCCUGCAAUAUAUAAUCUGUCAAGCGACACAGCAAAUGAUCUUCCGCCAGACAUGCAAGGAGUUUUGGGUCCAAUCCCCCAUUCUAUUAGAGGAUUCCUUCAUUCAUUCCAGAGCGUACUCCCGACUUGUGCCAAAUUCAAGCAGUGUAUCGCGUGCUCAGAUAUCGUAAUUAAUAAAUAUAAGGAAGAAAGAACAGAGUUCUUGUUGAAAGUCUUUAAUAGUGGUACUUACUUAGAAGAUGUGACUGGACUAUCGGAAUUGCAUUUGGCUGCUGAAAUGACUGAUAUGUUGGCACUCUCUGAUGAUGAUGAUGAAUGAACAAGAAUACUUCCCAGAAUUUAAUUAAUAUGCAGCCGAAUAGGUAUAGCACUAAUAUAAGGACCUUUAUAGCAGCUGCAAAUAUUGUUAAUGUUGCAUUAAGCUUUAUUUAUUGUGAUAUUUUAAAAUGUUUACAUUCGUCUUUGUGUAAAUGCCAAGAAAAUAUUAUAAGGAAGCGGUAAUAUUAAAGUAUAACAGUGAUUCAAUGAAUACGAAUAUUCGUAGUUAGGUGCGUAGAUUUUGGUGGAUCGUCCGAUUAGUGAAUCAAGUCACGUUAUACUUGAAUAAUUCCGCUUGGUAGAUAUUUGCCGCGCUUUAUCUUGUCUGAUGUAGGAAUCAGAUUCAGCUUACUGUAUCUUAUAAAAUAUAUCGUAUUGCCUAAAGUACUAAUCGUUGCAUCACUGAAAAGUAAAUUACUACGUACUUCUAACACUCCCGUUUCACUAUAAGUAUUUUAGAAACUGCGAUGCUCUGAGCACCCGUGAGAAAGGCCAGUGUUACUUUUAUAUAAUAUUUGAAUUUGGAAUAAAUAUUUGAAAAAGUAUCUUUUUCAAUUUGAUCUGCUAUUACCAGUUGUUUAUUUUGAUAAUGUAGAUAAAUAAAUAUUAUCAUAUAUAUUG
Molecule: messenger RNA, 2989 nt
Organism: Diatraea saccharalis (sugarcane borer)
Lineage: Eukaryota; Metazoa; Arthropoda; Insecta; Lepidoptera; Crambidae
Source: the annotation of a GenBank genome assembly